Schistosoma intercalatum is the source of this 3862-nucleotide messenger RNA. Lineage: Eukaryota; Metazoa; Platyhelminthes; Trematoda; Strigeidida; Schistosomatidae. The record is from the annotation of a GenBank genome assembly.
GCGUAAGCGAAAAGAAAAUUCCGCGGGUCACUUGACUGUUUGGGAAUAAUGUCGGGCAACGUUGGGAUGGAACAGCUUAUCCCGUUGGUUAACCGGCUGCAAGAUGCAUUUUCCUCAUUAGGAGUCCCACUCAAUUUGGAUCUGCCUCAGAUCGCUGUAGUCGGAAGCCAAAGCGCAGGAAAAAGCAGUGUUUUGGAAAAUUUCGUCGGUCGAGACUUUCUCCCUCGUGGAAGUGGGAUUGUCACACGCCGACCUUUGGUCUUGCAACUAAUCAAUUCGCGCAACGAAUAUGCUGAAUUCCUCCACUGUAAAAACAAGCAGUUUACAGACUUUGAUGAGGUUCGUAAAGAAAUAGAAGCGGAGACAGACAGGCUAACUGGAAGUAACAAAGGAAUUUCCAACACCCCUAUUAAUCUUCGUGUUUACUCUCCCAAUGUUCUCAACUUAACUCUGAUUGACUUGCCUGGAAUGACUAAAGUUCCUGUCGGUGAUCAACCUCUAGAUAUUGAAGUUCAAAUUAGAUCAAUGAUUUUGGAAUUUAUUACGCAGGAAAAUUGUUUAAUUUUGGCUGUUUCCCCCGCAAAUUCCGAUUUAGCUAAUUCAGAUGCAUUAAAGUUGUCCAAAGAAGUAGACCCUCAAGGUUUGCGAACAAUAGGAGUAGUAACAAAGUUGGAUUUAAUGGAUCAGGGUACGGAUGCUCGAGAAAUCUUGGAAAACCGUCUUCUGCCACUUAGAAGAGGCUAUAUCGGUGUGGUUAAUCGUAGUCAGCGGGAUAUUGAAGGUCGUAAAGAUAUUAAAGCUGCUUUAGCAGCUGAAAGAAAAUUCUUUCUAAGUCAUCCAUCUUAUCGUCAUAUGGCUGAUCGAAUGGGAACACCAUUUUUGCAAUCUACAUUAAAUCAACAAUUAACUAAUCAUAUUCGAGAUACUUUACCUGGUCUAAGAAAUAAACUCCAAUCACAAAUGCUAGCUAUGGAAAAAGAAGUUGAAGAAUAUAAACAUUACAAACCUAGUGAUCCAUCUUUUAAAACUAAAGCUUUGCUCCUAACAGUACAAAGUUUUGAAAAAGAUUUUCAUCAUGCAAUUGAUGGAGGAGGUUCUGAAAUAGAUACAAAAACGUUAUCUGGUGGCGCAUUAAUUAAUCGUAUAUUCCAUGAGCGUCUACCAUAUGAAAUGAACAAGAUCGAAACUGAUGAAGAAGAAUUACGGAAAGAAAUAAGUUACGCCAUUCGUAAUAUACAUGGUAUUAGAACUGGAUUAUUCACGCCUGAUUUAGCUUUCGAAACUAUAACUCGUAAACAAAUUGAUAAAAUGAAAAUACCGUCAUUGAAAUGUGCUGAUUUAGUUGUGGCUCAAUUGACUGAAAUUGUACACGCAUGUACUGCACGUAUGGAGAAUUUUCCACGUUUAAGGGAAGAAACAGAGCGUAUUGUGAAUCAAUGGAUUCGUGAAAGAGAAAUUCGUGCCAGAGAUCAAAUUGUACUGUUAGUUGACAUACAGUUAUCCUAUAUGAAUACCAAUCAUGAAGAUUUUAUUGGUUUUGAAAGUGCAGAACAACAGUCGUCAGAAGUAGCAAAAAAUAAACCUGGAAAUAAGGUAAUUCGUAAAGGUUGGUUAUCUUUGCAAAAUGUUACUUUGCUUCGUGGAGGUAACAAAGAUUUUUGGUUUGUAUUGAAUACUGAAUCAUUGACCUGGUACAAAGAUGAUGAGGAGAAAGAAAAGCGUUAUGUCCUAUUAUUGGAUGGUUUAAAAAUACGCGAUAUUGAAACGGGAUUUUUCGGCAAAAAACAUGCUUUUGCACUAUUUUAUCCGGAUAAUCAUAAUGUCUACAAAGACUAUAAACAAUUGGAAUUGUGUGCUGAAUCAGCUGAAUUAGUUGAUUCAUGGAAGGCAUCAUUUUUGCGUGCUGGUGUUUAUCCAGCUAAAACUAAAUCGGAGAAAACGGAGCAAUCUGACACUUCAUCACUUGAAUCCAGUGAGCCUCAGCUGGAACGUCAAGUAGAAAUUAUACGAAAUCUAGUCGAUUCAUACAUGAAAAUUGUGAUUAAAACGCAGUUAGAUUUGGUACCAAAAUUGUUAAUGCAUAUGCUUGUUAAUGAGAUUAAAUCCUUCUUAAAAGGUGAACUAUUACCAAAUUUAUAUCAAGCUGGUGACUUGAAUUCCUUAAUGUCUGAAUCAUUGGGGGUUCAACAAAAACGCGAUGAAAUGGUCCGCGUUUAUGAUGCUAUGAAAGAAGCGUUGAAUAUUAUAAGUGAAGUGUCUAUGUCCACUGUAUCAACACCAAUUCCACCGCCAGUCAAUGAUGACUGGUUACAGAGUGAUAUUCCAGGCGGUUUAACUGCUCCGGGAUCUACAGGUACACUUCCUCCUCCUAGUCCAACAGCUAAUCGUCGUCCACCAGCACCACCUCCUCCUGGUGGAUGGAAUUCUACAAGUAAUACGGGUUCAAUCAAAGGCUCUGGUCCCAGACAAGUACCAUCAGUUCCUGCUAAAACAAGUUCUGGACAACUACCUUCUCCAUUGAUUCCGCAUUGUCUGUAAAUUCAGUCAAUAAAUAUGUGUGAUACUACUUACGUUUUCUGUUGGGUACUGGUUUAUUUUGUACUUGGAGGGGGAGUUACUUCAUAAUAUUACAUUAUUCCUGUUGUAAACAUGAUAAACUGCACUGUUUUCUUAAAUUAUUUGUCUUUUUGUUGUUUCAUGUGUUGUGCAUUGUAUAUGUUGUCACUUAUUUCUGUUUUAUUCAUUUUGUACGUCUGUUUUUCAUCGAUGCACAUUUCCUACGAUUACUACUACCGUCACAAUUGUAAAUCUCAUGUUUUACAUGUAUACGUGCACAUUCUAUACAUGUGUAUGUAUGUAUAGACGGUUGUAUCCAGCUGACAUGUUCUCGAUCGUGAAAGAUUCCAAUUCUCCUGGAUUAAUUAAUUCUAUGACAAGUUUUCCACUAGUACCACCAUCCAUUCCUGCGCGUCGUUGAUAUUACCUAUUAGAUGUCGUUGAUAAGUCACAUCACUCAAACACUGUUAUCAGAAUCCAUUAAUGCAAUUAUUUAUUCUUAAAAUCAAUAUUACAUUUUCUUCUAAUAAUAAUAUUAUAUUGUGAAAAACAAUUUCAGUUGGUGACGAGUUAUGUCAAACAAUUAUACAUUUCAAUAUGUUACAUCAGUUAACUUACAUGCGAACCUCCAUGCACAUGGACACACUCAUAUAUAUAUCAAAUUUGUGAAGCUUGGUUAAUAACCAAGCUGUUUUGAUGCAUAAUAACAAAUAUUGUUGUAUACUUCAUAAAUUAUUCUUAUUGUUGUAAUCAAUCUCAUUCAACAUUAUCAUCAUCAUAUUCCUUACCGUCUUCAACUUUAUCCUUCAAACCAUAUAUUUACACAGUAGUAUACGGUUACACUAUUGAUCUUUUAUUUAAAAUUCUGUUUGUAAUUAUAUUACAGUUGUUAUUCCUUUAUCACUAUUAUCAUUACCUAAAACCCAUACUACAUUUAUUACCAAUUUAUGGUAAUGUUAACGAUAAGUAUAAUAUUACUUAUGAUUGGUUUGGAAAAUAUUAUUAUUCAUUCCUUGUUCUUUGUGUUUUUAUUCACUCGUUAAUUAAUUGAAAUAUGUUGUGAUGGAGGAUUACUAUUUAUUUUGUAGAUAUUUCCUUCAUUUUGUCAUAAGUUAAUUAUUUAAUGGUUUUUUUAUAUUGACUGGGAUAUUGUUGUUAAUCAUAAGGUGGUAUAACUUAUAUUUUAGCAAAGAUUAUUAGAAAUCAAAUUGUCUUCUAAAUAAUGGAUAUACAUAUAUUAAAACUUAUUAUUUGCUUUCAGAGAACUAUGUAUAUAGUUUGUCCACAAAAAAAAUGCAAAUUAAGA